Molecule: messenger RNA, 716 nt
Organism: Leptosomus discolor (cuckoo roller)
Lineage: Eukaryota; Metazoa; Chordata; Aves; Leptosomiformes; Leptosomidae
Source: RefSeq, a predicted model, not a curated record
ACCUGGGCCUGGAUCAGUUCAUAGUGAAACGCUAUGAUGGGAAGUCUAAUAACACCAUAGAAGCGGUUUGCACUGUUGAAAAUGAAGAAAUAGAGGUUCUUGUUUGCUUUGUCUUUCUGCUUAAAGACACCUUGGGACUGGCUAAAUCUGACUGUGGCUAUAAAGAUAGUGGUAAUGUCCAGAAGUUAUCCCAGGAGCGAGAGAAGUUUGCUGAUGAGGACAGCAUAUUUUAUGCACUUGGAGAAUGUGGACUCAUUUCUUUUUCUGACUACAUCUUCCUCACAACCGUCCUUUCCACUCCCCAGAGGAAUUUUGAAAUUGCCUUUAAGAUGUUCGAUCUGAAUGGUGAUGGCGAGGUGGACAUGGAAGAGUUUGAGCAGGUCCAGAGCAUCAUUCGUUCCCAAACCAGCAUGGGCAUGCGCCACAGAGACCGGUCUACAACGGGGAAUACCCUGAAAACUGGCUUCAACUCUGCACUGACAACAUACUUCUUUGGGGCAGAUCUGAAGGGGAAGUUGACCAUCUCCCACUUCCUCGACUUCCAGCGUAAACUGCAGCACGAUAUUCUGAAGCUUGAGUUUGAGCGGCACGACCCAGUGGAGGGGCGGAUCACAGAACGGCAGUUUGGCAGCAUGCUGCUGGCCUACAGUGGGGUGCAGUCCAAGAAGCUCACCGUCAUGCUGAAGCAGCUCAAGAAGCACUUCCAAGAUGGAGAG